AGUAGUAGUAGUAGACACACACACACCCGUUGCUUUUUUGGUGUUCCCUCUCUUUUUAUACUCCUUCUUACUUCUUCUUACCCUUACCGGAAAUAUUGCUUUCUGCUUCUCACGGCCGUCUUCGUCUUCCCUGAUUCACAAUACUUCUCUCUCUCUCUCUCUCUCUCUCUCUCUCUCUCUCUCUAUAUAUAUAUAUAUAUAUAUAUAUAUAUAUCUGUUUGUUGCAUUUUCCAUUGUUGAAGGAGAAAACUCCGAAGCUGUAGGGUCAUGGACGGUGGAGCGCAGUACAACCCUCGUACCGUCGAAGAGGUUUUCAGGGACUUCAAGGGUCGUAGGGCUGCCAUGAUCAAGGCUCUCACUACUGAUGUUGAAGAAUUUUUCCAGCAGUGCGAUCCUGAAAAGGAUAAUCUUUGUCUGUACGGGUUCCCCAAUGAACAAUGGGAAGUUAAUUUACCUGCGGAAGAAGUUCCUCCCGAACUUCCCGAACCUGCAUUGGGCAUAAACUUUGCUAGGGAUGGGAUGCAAGAAAAGGACUGGCUGUCUUUGGUUGCCGUUCACGGCGAUGCAUGGUUACUUGCCGUGGCUUUCUACUUCGGGGCAAGAUUUGGUUUUGAUAAAUCUGACAGGAAACGGCUGUUCACUAUGAUUAAUGAUCUACCAACAAUAUUUGAGGUUGUGACUGGAGCUGAAAAGAAACAGGCUAAGGAAAAGUCAUCUGUCUCAAACAUCACCAGCACCAAAUCAAAGUCCAGUUCAAAAGGGGUAAAAGAAAAACGAGGAUCUGAACCAGAGAAGUAUUCGAAGCAAACAAAGGAUGAGGAUGAGGGAUUGGAUGAAGAAGAUGAGGAGGAGCAUGGGGAGACCUUGUGUGGUGCAUGUGGGGAGAACUACGCAUCUGAUGAGUUCUGGAUUUGCUGUGACAUAUGUGAGAAGUGGUUCCAUGGCAAGUGUGUGAAGAUCACUCCUGCCAGGGCCGAGCACAUUAAGCAGUAUAAGUGCCCCUCAUGCAGCAAUAAGAGAACACGGCCUUGAUAUUGUAGGGAUGUGGGUUAGUUCUCAGUUCUCACCCGUAACUAAAUCAUGUUGGUCUUUUAACUAGUUAGUAACGUAGGCUUCCUUUGUCAAUGCAAUUGUGGUGCGGCAUAUGUAUUUAGUACGACGGAUAUAUUAUUUAAUAUUUGAUAGUUUGCAGGUUCUGAACAUGUCUCCGACGUUCAUCCUGUACUGCGAUAUUUAUGUUCUUUGGACAUGAUAGCAUACUUGUUUGUGCAGAAGGCUACAU
Molecule: messenger RNA, 1282 nt
Organism: Gastrolobium bilobum
Lineage: Eukaryota; Viridiplantae; Streptophyta; Magnoliopsida; Fabales; Fabaceae
Product: PHD finger protein ALFIN-LIKE 4-like
Exons: 5
Coding region: 268-1032 (254 amino acids)
Biological process (GO): regulation of DNA-templated transcription
Cellular component (GO): nucleus
Molecular function (GO): transcription cis-regulatory region binding; transcription coregulator activity; histone binding
Source: RefSeq, a predicted model, not a curated record